UAAGUAGCGGCCACCACCCACCACCCCCGGCUUCCUCUCCCACUGCGCCCUCCGCGUGAGCGGCAGCAAGUGUUCACUGCGUUCUUCUUCUCGAUUUAUCUUUCUUGGUUUCUUGAUCUGUAGCUUAUUAGCGGCCAUGUGCGGCGGAGCAAUCAUCUCCGGGUUCAUCCCGCCGUCGGCCGCUGCGGCGGCGGCGGCUGCGGUGGCCAAGAAGCAGCAGGGCAGGAGGGUCACGGCCGACGUGCUGUGGCCGGGGAUGCUGCGGAAGGGGAAGGCGGCGGCGGCGGAGGAGGACUUUGAGGCCGACUUCCGCGAGUUCGAGCGUGGCAUGAGCGACGACGAGGCGGAGGGGGGCGGCGGCGAGGAGGAGGAGGACGACGACGACGUGGUCGUGGUGGUCCCCCCGCCGGCGGCGGCGAGGUUCGUCGUCCGUGCCGCGGCCAAGGCGGCGCCCCCAACUGCAGAUGGGAUGUUGACUACAAAGCUUGUCCAACAUGAUGGACCUACUGCUAGAUCAGCAAAGCACAAGAGGAAGAAUCAGUACAGGGGGAUCCGCCAGCGUCCCUGGGGCAAAUGGGCAGCUGAAAUCCGAGACCCCAGCAAGGGUGUCCGUGUUUGGCUUGGAACAUAUAACACUGCUGAGGAGGCAGCUAGGGCAUAUGACGCUGAAGCCCGCAAGAUCCGUGGCAAGAAAGCCAAGGUCAACUUUCCUGAUGAACCAGCUGUUGCUCAGAAGCUCUCCCUGAAGCAAAACGCUGCCAAGCAAGAGAAACUAGCUCCACCUCUGAAGACCUGUGGCGAUGAUGCUUUCUUUCAGCUAAACAGUUCAGACAAUGAUUUGUUUGCAAUGCUUGCAAAGGUGCCUGCAAAGCCGGCAGAGCCUGUUGAUCUCAUGCCUCCAGUCAAACCUCUUGCUUCCACUGAGACAUUCGAGAUGAACAUGCUCUCUGAUACGAGCAGCAACUCAUUUGGCUCUUCAGACUUUGGUUGGGAGGAUGACACCCUGACCCCAGACUACACUUCAGUCUUCGUUCCUAAUGCUGCCAUGCCAGCAUAUGGUGAACCUGCUUACCUGACAGGUGGAGCGCCAAAGAGAAUGAGGAACAACUAUGGUAUCGCCGUGCCCCAGGGAAAUGGCAUGCCUAAUCUCGCACAAAACAUGCCCACCUUCGAUCCCGAGAUGAAGUAUUUGCCAUUACCUUAUGUUGAGAGCAGCUCAGAUGAAUCAAUGGACAACCUUCUGCAAAAUGAUGCUACACAAGACGGGGCAAGCAACGAGGGCAUCUGGAGCCUUGAUGAGCUGCUCAUGGCAGCUGGUGCCUACUGAGGAGACGAAAUGUUCUGGUCAGUGUGGUCUGUCACUAGCAAACCAUGUUGAAUGUGUAUGGCCAAGAUGAAGAGCUGGUGAUGUCUGCUAUGUUUUGUAGAGGGAUGCUACCAAAGUAAUGCUAGAAUAUUACAAGCUGCUAUCAGCUGUACUCUCUAUGACAAUGUUUAUACUAUGUUUGCUGUAUGGUGUGGUCUAUGAUUUGAAGUAUGUUGGAGACUGAUUCAAAUAACUGCCUUGGCCAUGUGUGUGCUGUAAUGUGCUUAUUAAGUUAUAUAGUUGUGCUCAUAUUGCGUAUCUA
Molecule: messenger RNA, 1628 nt
Organism: Oryza sativa Japonica Group (Japanese rice)
Lineage: Eukaryota; Viridiplantae; Streptophyta; Magnoliopsida; Poales; Poaceae
Product: ethylene-responsive transcription factor 1-like
Biological process (GO): ethylene-activated signaling pathway; regulation of DNA-templated transcription
Molecular function (GO): DNA-binding transcription factor activity; DNA binding
Source: RefSeq, a predicted model, not a curated record